Molecule: messenger RNA, 1170 nt
Organism: Parnassius mnemosyne (clouded apollo)
Lineage: Eukaryota; Metazoa; Arthropoda; Insecta; Lepidoptera; Papilionidae
Source: the annotation of a GenBank genome assembly
AUGCCUCGCUUACGUGCCUUCUUCGUGCCACUUGUCGUUGCAAUUGUAGCAAUAUUACUUCAUGCUGCUGCGGCCCAACGCAAUCCUAUCAAAGAGGCUUUGUAUCUAAACAGUGAUGUCUAUAGUAACGCCUCUUUUGAAGAUUGUGUAUGGCGUCGCGAGAGAGAGCCCUGUCCCGACGCCAACGUCUCUCUCAACUUGUAUACUGAGGCGGAACCCUAUAAAAAAGUGGUAGACCUCUACAGCGAAGACUGGCUGCGUCAAAGUGGCUGGGAGCCCUCGCAUGAGACAAUUCUCCUGAUUCAUGGUUACGCGGGUGGCGACGACACUCUGCCUAUCAUUGUACUUAGAGACGCAUACCUUCGCCGCGGUGGCUACAACGUGUUCAUGCUGGACUGGGGGGCGCUUUGUCAGCCGCCGUGCUACGUCGCUGCAGUACACAACCUGCGUCCCGUAGCUCGCUGUGCAGCAGAAGCUCUGGCCACGCUCCGCCAGGCCGGCCUGCGACCUGACCGACUCACUUGUGUGGGGCAUUCACUCGGCGCGCACCUGUGCGGCAUCAUCGCCAACUAUCUAACCUUCAGACUUAACAGGAUUAUUGGACUGGAUCCAGCCCGUCCUCUUAUCCGCUCUGCGCCGGCUUUACGUCUCGACCCCGGCGAUGCUCGUGCAGUUCAUGUUCUGCACACAAACGCCGGUCGAUACGGAGAAGCGGCACGACUGGGUCACGCCGAUUUCUGCCUUAACGGUGGCCGCAGCCAGCCGUAUUGUGAAAAUACGCCAAACGAGGCGCUGUGCAGCCACGUGUGGUCGAUCUGCUACCAGGCGGAGAGCUUGUUCCGCGCGCGCGACGCGGCGCCGUGCGGGCGGCGCUGCGCGCUGCACGUGCCGCCCGCCAGCGCCGGCGCGCUGCCCGUGCCGCUCGGCCAGCCCGCGCCCCUCACAGCGUAUGGUACGUACUGUCUCGAGGACUUCACGACCCCGUUCUGUCCCGCGACGACUGGCCUAGCGGAUGGAGAUCCGCGCUGCUGCCUGGACAAACAAUACGCGGCCGCCGCCACCGCCGCUCCGCACAGGGUGCGGCCUCGACCGCUCAUGGGAUUGCGCGCCCGACGCCUCAAGAAGUUCGGCGCCAUAGAUUAUAAUUCAACAGAUUAUUAUAUGUAUUAG